Molecule: messenger RNA, 1002 nt
Organism: Arabidopsis thaliana (thale cress)
Lineage: Eukaryota; Viridiplantae; Streptophyta; Magnoliopsida; Brassicales; Brassicaceae
Product: TRAF-like family protein
Exons: 4
Coding region: 1-894 (297 amino acids)
Source: RefSeq, marked reviewed
AUGGGGAAGCAAGUUGAUAGUAAGACUAUUACUUGGGUGAUUGAAAAUUUCUCCUCUUUGCAAUCCGCAUCAAUUCACUCUGAUCAAUUCGUGGUUGGUGAUUGCAAAUGGCGUCUUAAGGCCUAUCCCAAGGGAAAUGAAAAGGCGACUUAUUUGGCUUAUAGGGCUAAUAAUUUGGCUCUGUAUUUAAACGUUGCUAAUAGUAAAUCUUUCCCUAUUGGAUGGACAAGACACACUAAAUUUUCUCUUACUUUAGUAAAUCAAAAAUCAGAAAAACUCUCCAAACUAACAGAAUCACAACACUGGUUUGAUCAUAAGUCUACUAGCCGGGGGUUUCCAGCUAUGAUUCCUCUCACUAAUCUGCAUACUAAUGAGGGAUUUCUGGUGAAUGGAGAACUCACCCUUGUUGCCAAGGUAGAGGUUCUUGAAGUUGUAGGAAAAUUAGAUGUAUCAAAGAAAUCUUCACCAGUAAUGGAAACCAUAGAUGUCAAUGGGUUUCAAGUUCUUCCUCAAAUAGAAUCGGUGAAUCGUUUGUUUGCAAAACACCUAGAUAUUGCAUCCAAAUUUCGUCCAAAGAAACCAUAUAUGAAGACGGCGUACAUGAAUGUUCUCCUAAGCUUAACCAAGACGCUGUGCCAAUCGCCUCAAGAUCUCUCCAAUGAUGAUAUAUCUGGUGCAGGCGCUGCACUGACAUAUUUGAGAGAAGCAGGGUUUAAGUUGGAUUGGUUGGAGAAGAAACAUGGUGAGAUAAAGGAAAAGAAGAAGAAGGAAGAGGCUUCUUUGAAACGGCUGCAAGAAAUGGAGAAACAGAUCUUUAACGAAGCUCAGAUAUAUAAGGAGAAGGUGUUGGCAGCUAGAGCUCCUCUCUCUUUGAACGAAGACAAUGUUUUCUGAUGACUUACGAGUUCUAGGGCACUUGGAUUUAGGUUCUGUUAGUUUUUCUUCUUUGUCAGCUUGCGUCUUGUUUUCUAAAUGAGAACUCUCUUUAUUUGGAAACGUUUU